Messenger RNA from Camelina sativa (false flax), 1170 nucleotides. The record is from RefSeq and is a predicted model, not a curated record. NCBI's taxonomy places the organism in Eukaryota, Viridiplantae, Streptophyta, Magnoliopsida, Brassicales, Brassicaceae.
AUGACACACAAUCUAGUUAGGUUGUGUCUCGAUCCCCCUCUCACAAAAACCCCUAGCGCAAGAAAGGAAAUUGAUCCCUCCGGUAACGUAAUCAAAUCAAUGAAGGGAAGAAGUGCGAUUCGGGGAUUGGAAUUGAAGAAGAGGAGGAAGAAUGAGACGGAGGUGUGUGGGUUAUGGUGGGUGCCAGAUGAUGUGUUUGUGGACUGCCUGACUCAGUUGUCGAGAUUGGACCUCGUGGCCUUAGCGACGGUCUCCAAGAGGCACCGGGGUGUCGGAGUGGCCCAUGGACUCAGGAUCUUGAGGUCUCGGAGGGGAUGCCUUGACCCAUAUAUGUACGUAUAUAUGCACAUGUAUCCAGAUCCAAGCCCACGGUGGUUCGUCCUCCACCCCGUGCAACGUCGGCUGAAACGGCUCAAUCUGAACCACUCGUAUCCGGCCCCGGUAGCAGGAUCCUGUUUCGUGAAGGAUUAUUGGGGGGUCUAUGUUAUCGGUGGACUCGUGAACGGCAAACCCACAUCGGAAGUCACGUUUUUUAAUUGUACCGAUCACACAGUGUGCCGCCUUACGCCCAUGACGAUGGCUCGAAGCGGAGCAUCGGCAAGCUUGAUAGACAACAAGAAGAUAUACGUGUUUGGAGGGUGCUGGGACUGGGAUGUCGCUGCUGAUUCCUCCAACUGGGCAGAGGUGUAUGAUGUCGAAACCGGAACUUGGGAGUUCCUGUCUGUGGUUACGCCCAAGAUGCCCCUCAAAAUCCAACAAAGUUUGGUGAUGGACGACGAGAAGCAUGUUCACGCGGUGGAUGAGGAUGGUCAAAUCUUUAAUUUCUCAAGCACUGAAUGUAAGUUUGAGGCAGCAGAGGACGGAAGAACGGAGUCUAACCCAAGCAAUUGGCUUUUCGGUGAUCAAGCAUUGUUCUGCCCUGCUACCGGCGGGAGAAUACUGUGGCGUUUUCCAUUUGAGUCGGAUUGGAAGGACGUCAAGGGUUUGGAACAGCUGCAGCAGCAACACUCUGGUUUUCAUAUCAUCAAACUCUCCAUCUCUGGUGUCAGGCUGGCCAUCUUCUGGGAAGCCCGGCCUCAAGGUCCCGAUGGUCAGAUUUUGGAGCUUUGGUAUGCCGAGCUUUCCAUUGCCACACGACGAUAUAUUCGAGCUUUCCGUGGCCAACAUUGA